Aphanomyces invadans is the source of this 498-nucleotide messenger RNA. RefSeq lists its product as hypothetical. NCBI's taxonomy places the organism in Eukaryota, Oomycota, Saprolegniomycetes, Saprolegniales, Verrucalvaceae. The record is from RefSeq and is a predicted model, not a curated record. The transcript is spliced from 2 exons. Bases 1 to 498 code for a protein of 165 amino acids.
AUGAAGCGACCUGAAGGUCAAGAGGAACUCGAGCAGACAGCGGCUCGAGGGAUGUUGGAAGGUGCUCUUCAAAUGUUGGGGUCGUUGGAGGCUGUUGAGCAAUUGCUGUGUGAACGUCGCGAAGAAGAAGCUGUGCGGACGGUCAAUAACAGCGUUGGCGCGAAGAGAAAAUUGCUCGGUGCUGAGACGACGACGUGGAAAUUCGAAGAGCCCGCGAAGAUGGUGCCCCGCGUGCUUUGGUGGACCUUGAAGGAUCUCGACUUUGAGCGAGUGCGGAUGGAAGAAGUCCAACUCGUGGACGAUUUGAGCGAAACGUUCGGAAUGGACGGCGUCUGCGAGGCAACGUUCGAUUUCGUGAGUGACGCCACGAGUGACGUCAAUGCCGUCGACGAAGGCAACGAAUCAGGCAUACUUGCGCGAGUGUUCGAAGACGAUGCGUAUCUGGCGGAGUUUUGGCGAACCAAGAUGACUUCGAAGGUCACGUCUUGUGGAUGCUAA